AUGUCAUUCAACCGCACUGCUUCACAAAUGGCGCCUUUGCUGCUUAGAAACAGCACAAGGACCGCCCUGUCUCGUUCUCUACGCCUCCCUAGGCAACUACCUGCCAUCGCUAUAUUGAUUCCGAACCGUUCCGUGUCUGGCGAGACAUCCACAUCCAACAACCAGACCAACUACCCGCCUCCAGGUUUCAAUGCCGACCAGGCCAAGAAGCCGCUCGCAGACCAGUCGAAGCAGUCAUCUUCCACAUCAGAUGUCAACAUUCCCGUGAACAAGCCCACUGCGCAUGCACCUACCAAGGCCUCGGAAGAGCAGGCUCUCAAUGAGCUCGCUAGUCAGAAAGCCGCUGCCGACAAGGCAGAAGAGAAGAAGUUGGAGAAGAAGAAGGAGGAAGACAAGAAGCUCACCCUUCGUCAAAAGAUUAUGAAGGAGGUUCACCACUACUGGGAUGGUACCAAGCUGUUGGCUGCUGAAGUCAAGAUCAGUUCCAAGCUGGCCUUGAAGAUGGCUGCUGGUUACGAGCUUACCCGCAGAGAGCACAGACAAGUGAGUGUGUCGAACAUAAUGCACCUGAUCCAUUCUGACAUUCUAUCUAGNCUACACCGUACCGUCCAGGAUCUUGGCCGUCUUGUUCCCUUCUCCGUCUUUGUCAUCGUGCCCUUUGCCGAGUUGUUACUCCCAGUCGCCCUGAAGAUUUUCCCCAACAUGCUUCCCAGCACAUACGAGGGCGCAAAGUCGAAAGAAGCCAAAGCCAGUAGUCUACGUGGUACUCGCAAAGAGGUCAGCAGCUUCUUGCGCCAAACUCUUCAAGAGACUGGCUUGCCUGUCAGUGCUGCCAACGCACAGAAAGAAGAGUUUACCGAGUUCUUCCGCAAGUCGCCAACAAAAGCCGAUGUCAUUCGUGUUUGCAAGAUCUUCAAGGAUGACUUGACUCUCGACAACCUGUCCCGCCCUCAACUUGUUGGUAUCUGCCGCUACAUGUCUUUGACCACUUUCGGUACCGAUACCAUGCUUCGUUACCAAGUCAGACAUCGUAUGCGCCAAAUCAAGCGCGAUGACAGGGCCAUCUCUUUCGAGGGUGUCGAGUCGCUUUCAGUGCCUGAGCUCCAGACUGCAUGUGCCUCGCGUGGUCUGCGCACUCAUGGUGUCUCUCCCGCUAGACUCCGCGAUGACAUGAACUUGUGGCUCGAGUUGCGUCUCAAGUAUGGAGUCCCAAGCACUCUUCUUGUUCUUUCCAACGCUUUCAUGUACACUCAGGGCAAGGACGUAGAGUUUGAUUCGCAGAUCGACGCUCUGCAGGCUGUCUUGUCCAGUAUCCCCGAGGAACUCUUCCACGAGAUCGAGCUGGAGGUGCACACUGCAGAGGGAGCUGCAACCAACAAGCAACGUCUUGAGGUUCUGCGUGAACAGCAGGAGCUUAUCGAGGAUGAGAACGAACAAAGUGAGAAGCAAAGCGAAAGCGGCAAGUCGGCUCGCGUUAGCGAUAUGGACAACAUUGAUGAGAAGGAGGACGAAGGCCGACAAGAGGAUGCGCUCAGACGUGAGCACGAGAGCGAGGUCCAGACUCAAGCAGGUGUUCCCAUGUCGUCAAUGGGAUCUCAACAGGCAUCCGAGACAAAGACUGAGGAGAAGAAGGCUUGA
Molecule: messenger RNA, 1638 nt
Organism: Aureobasidium uvarum
Lineage: Eukaryota; Fungi; Ascomycota; Dothideomycetes; Dothideales; Saccotheciaceae
Source: the annotation of a GenBank genome assembly